AUGUUAAUUAAUAUUGGUUAUGAAGCCCUUUUCUUUUCUCGAAUGCAUUAUUUGGAAUUAGAAAACAGAAUAAAAAAUAAAAGUUUGGAAAUGUUAUGGCAGACAGAUGAAAAUGGAGAUGCUACAAGGUCUUUAUUUACAAGUACCUUCUCCAGAGGAACAUAUACACAACCUAAAGGAUUUUGUUUUGACCCAACUUGUCCUUAUCCAGAUUUUAUAAUAGACAAUCCAGAAUUGGAAGGAUACAAUAUUGACCAGAAAUUAAAUGAUUUUUUAAAUAUUGUUAAUGAACAGGCUAAAGUUCAAAGACAUAAUCAUGUUUUAAUUGCAAUGGGUGGAGAUUUUACAUAUUCAAAUGCUGAACUUUGGUUUAAUAAUCUAGACAAAUUAAUUUUGGCUGGGAAUAAAAAAAAAAACAUAACAAAUGUAAAUAUAUUUUAUUCAACCCCAACUUGUUACAUAAAAGCUUUAGAACAAACAACAAAACCAAACUUUCCAAAAAGAGAUGGAGAUUUCUUUCCUUAUGCAGAUCAACUUGAUAGGUAUUGGACUGGUUAUUUUACUAGUAAACCGUCAUUAAAAGGAUUAACUAGAAAGUCAUCUUCUUUACUUCAAGUAACGAGAGCAUUAUAUACACUAAUGAAAGCUAAAACUAAAUUAAAUUCUGAUAAUUUAAAAAUGGAAUUAUUUGAACGUUCUAUAGCUUUAACAACACAUCAUGAUGCUAUAACAGGGACAUCAAAAGAAUUAGUAACUAAAAAUUAUAUGAAACGUCUUUUACAGGGUUGGGAUGCUGCUGAAAUAAUAUUAACUAAUACUUUGGCUUUUUUAACGAAAAAAGAAGAAAAUAAAAUUAAUAAAAAUAAAACUUUAAAUGUUUUUCCAACACAAAAAUUAUGUAGACGAUUAAAUGAAAGUUAUUGCCCAGAAAGCAUGUAA
Molecule: messenger RNA, 939 nt
Organism: Meloidogyne enterolobii
Lineage: Eukaryota; Metazoa; Nematoda; Chromadorea; Rhabditida; Meloidogynidae
Source: the annotation of a GenBank genome assembly